CACAAAGGGAUCGUUCGUGUUUGCUAAUGCUAAUGCAAAUAUCGCGUGUAAAGAGAAUCGAAUUCGAAUCGACAUGUAAAAGUCGAUCGUGAGAAGAUUCAAGGAAAUAAUAAAAUUUGAAAAAGCCGCAAGAGAUCAUCGUUAGAAACGAGCGCAAUUUUUCGUUCUCGUGAUCGAUUUCCAUAAAGCAACAUUGCUGCGUUUUAAUCGAUGUUGCGCAUUAGGCAACUAUCGCUUUAGAGGAGAAGUAGAAACCAUUCGAUUGUGAUUCGAUUGAUCGAUUGUUCGAUCUCCUAGUUACUCGCAUCCUAUUCGAUUUUCACUGUUCAGCCCUUUUAUGGUAAACGAUCAAUUGACUUGAAUAAAGAGUUACGUUUGAGUUUUGUUUGAUUCUUGGAAAUUAGUGGAGACUAAAAUCAGUCGCGUGACGACCGCGAACGAGUGAUACGAAUUGAUCUCGCGAAUAAUACGGCAAGAUACAUCAUGACGAGUUUUCAAUUUCGUACAACAUUAUUAUUAAUAUUGUGUUCAAGCUGCGUGUAUCUCGAUAUUUUACCAGUGGAAGCUGAAUCUAUUUUAAUAAGACCGUACUACGUGUACGAAAAUUUGAUCAAAGGAGUUCACGAUUACUUCAACAAUACUUGCAUCAUACUUUUUCAUGGCUCUUCAAAAUUAAGAGAAGAGCAAGGUUUGCAAGAAAUGGACGAACUUUUGACGCUUCAAACGCAAUUUAGCAAAUAUUUUCACAUUCGAACUGUGAUCAUGGAUUUUCAUAUGUUCAAGAAUCGGGUAGAGAAAACUUAUCAUCACAUCAAGAGGCCGUUGUUCGUGUUGUUGAACGAUUUCGAAAAGAUCAAGGAGCAAUUCGUCUCGGUGUCCAAGUGGAUCACGAUGGCUUAUCCGACAUGGUUGCUGUUCCUGAGGGAUGAGACUAGAUUCGAAGAGUUUUUGUCAGACGUUUACAUACCUUUCGAUUGUGUUUUUAUGGUGGCUCAAAGAGAUUCACAAGGAACUGAGAUAAUUCAGGACGUGUAUCGAAUCGGAAAAGAGGAUUAUCUGAGGUCAAUGACGUUCGGUAUGUGGAAUGCGAGUCAUGGAUUCCAAGGACCUUUUCUUGGUUUGUAUCAACGCAGGCACGAUCUACACGGGCAUAACAUAAGGGUGGCUGCCAUUAACGAUCCUCCUAUUUCACGGAUUUUCCGCGAUGAGACUGGCCAACCAUUUGGAAUCUCAGGUUUUUUCGGCGAGGUUAUUCAGCUACUGCAAAAAGCAAUGAACUGCACGUUUUCCUACAAGGAAGCUGACACGUGGGGCGUCCAAUUGUUGAACGGCACGUGGACAGGUUCGAUUCGGAUGUUGAUAGAGGAUGAGGCGGAUCUGGUGGCCACCGAGAUGAUGAUGUCUUCCGAUAGGUUGGAAGUACUGAAAUUCACGACUCCCAUUUACACGAGCAAAUGUCGCGUAUACAUCAGGAGACCCGACACGACAGCGGUAAAAUGGAACGCAUAUCUGGCACCGUUCGCGUGGAACAUUUGGAACGUGAUAGCACUGACUAUUGUGAUCGUGACUCUCACGAUCGCAGGAAUCGACGCCUUCUCGAGAAGAGUCGAGUGGCUCCCCUCGAUCAAUGGCAGGCCUUAUUCCUCCAACGAUUUGUUCGACAUCCUGUUCCACGUGUUUGGCGUGUUCUGCGGACAAGGUAUGGAUCCGUCUUUAUUGGAUCCAACGAGGAUGGUGCAUCUGAGCGUCCAUUUGACGGCGGUGGUAGUGAUCGCGGCUUACUCGGCAGCUUUGAUCAGUUACUUGGCUAUCAAAACGUUCGUGAUGCCGUUCACCACGAUGGAGGGUUUACUCGAGGAUGGUACCUAUCGUUUCGCGGUCACUGCUAAUUCGGCCGACUACAGUUUCUUUCAGAAUACGACCGAUAACGUGCUCAGGAUCAUGUUCGAAGAGCUAUUGACCAAGGAGACUGAUCUGCCUGUGAAUUAUUUCGAUGGUUUGGAACGCGUAUGCCGGGAGAAGAAUUAUGCGUUCAUGACGUUGGACAAUAUGGCUUCUUUGCUGCAAGAAAAAGUGGACUGCACUCUCGAACCUUUGGACGUGAUAAUGCAAACGACCAUAGCCAUGGCGAUGCCGUUUCAAAGUCCUUACCGUGGCAUUAUCGACACCAACAUUCUUUUAUUGCGGGACAGCGGAAUCCUUCAACGACUCCUCAAGAUCGAAUGGUCAAACGAGAUUCGACGGACAAAAAAAGGGUGGAGCUCGGUAGAAUUGGAAGACGCGGCACCGUUGCUCCUUUUUCUGCUCGCCGCCUAUGCGAUUACCAGUCUGCUAUUGUUGAUGGAGCGAUUGAUUUAUCGAAAUCGAAAACAACGAUCCAAAACGAAUUAGCCACGCAUAUUUAUCGAAUUGAAUCAUUCGCGCGAGUCGUCGCGUUCUUGAAUAUUCGUCCAAGAUCGCACGUAAUAUAUAAACAAAGGAUCGAGUUGGCACGCGUCCGGACGAGUAAGCGACAGUUGUGCACACUUUCUUGUAGCGAUCACGUAGAAUCAAACUCGCGGCGAAACGACGAGGAAAUGACGAGUAAUUUAUCCAAAACUGAAAUAUCUCAUUCAACGCGGAACAAGGUUUCCGUUGAAAGAAAGAUCUCGUCUAAAGAAAUUUUAUUACCGAGUGGGAAAGAGAAUGAGUGCCCUUCUGCGAAGAACGCGACGGCCGGUGGUAGAAAGGUGAUUUUCAUGGGUGAUACAACGUGUCGAACGCAACGUGUCUCUUCAAGUUCGAACCGAGGGACCGAGCAGUCAAAAGAAGUAGGUGUUUGAACGUUACUCAGCCCCUCAGUUCGAACAACGAGCUAAGAAAGGAAGUCUCGAAUGAACGCAGCCGAACGAAUCGUUCGCUUUGGAAUGUAUCCGGUAAAAAGAUGCCAUUUCACGUUCAUUGCGACGAUGCGAAUAAAAUUUCAGGUAUAUGCGAUUCUCAAGCAGAAACGCAUCCUAUUUCCAACGUGACAUCGGUCGAUUUAAUAGAAUCGCAUUCUA
Messenger RNA from Apis florea (little honeybee), 3041 nucleotides. Its product is annotated as glutamate receptor U1-like. Gene Ontology annotation, molecular function: ligand-gated monoatomic ion channel activity. Gene Ontology annotation, cellular component: membrane. The record is from RefSeq and is a predicted model, not a curated record. NCBI's taxonomy places the organism in Eukaryota, Metazoa, Arthropoda, Insecta, Hymenoptera, Apidae.